GAGAAGCCUCCAGUGACAAUUGCGUCUGGGUCCAAGCAAACAUGAGGCAGCUGCCAGCCGGACCAGGCAGUCUGGCUCGUUCAGGCUGCAAAGCGGGAAGAUUAGUGACGGUCCCUUUCAGCAGCCGAGAUGCAGAGGACCAAGGAAGCAAUGAAGGCAUCGGAUGGCAGCCUCCUGGGAGACCCUGGGCGCAUACCGCUGAGCAAGAGGGAAGGCAUCAAGUGGCAGAGGCCACGGUUCACCCGCCAGGCCCUGAUGCGUUGCUGCUUAAUCAAGUGGAUCCUGUCCAGUGCUGCCCCACAAGGCUCAGCAGUGACAGUGAACUGGAGUUGUCCACGGUGCGCCAUCAGCCAGAGGGCUUGGACCAGCUACAGGCCCAAACCAAGUUCACCAAGAAGGAGCUGCAGUCCCUGUACCGCGGCUUCAAGAACGAAUGUCCCACGGGCCUGGUAGAUGAAGAUACCUUCAAACUCAUUUAUUCCCAGUUCUUCCCCCAGGGAGAUGCCACCACCUAUGCACACUUCCUCUUCAACGCCUUCGAUGCUGAUGGGAAUGGGGCCAUCCACUUUGAGGACUUUGUGGUUGGGCUCUCCAUCCUGCUUCGAGGGACCGUCCAUGAGAAGCUCAAGUGGGCCUUCAAUCUCUACGACAUCAACAAGGACGGUUACAUCACCAAAGAGGAGAUGCUGGCCAUCAUGAAGUCCAUCUACGACAUGAUGGGCCGCCACACCUACCCUAUCCUGCGGGAGGACGCACCCCUGGAGCAUGUGGAGAGGUUCUUCCAGAAAAUGGACAGGAACCAGGAUGGAGUGGUGACUAUUGAUGAAUUUCUGGAGACUUGUCAGAAGGACGAGAACAUCAUGAGCUCCAUGCAGCUGUUUGAGAACGUCAUCUAGGACAUGUAGGAGGGGACCCUGGGUGGCCAUUGCUUCUCAACCCAGAGAAGCCUCAAUCCUGACAGGAGAAGCCUCCAUGAGAAACAUUUUUCUAAUAUAUUUGCAAAAAGUGAGCAGUUUACUUCCAAGACACAGACACAGUCACACACACACACACACACACACACACACACACACACACACACACACACAGGGUUCCUCUGACUUGGUAAUUGAAGUGGCAGCCUGGAGGCACCCCCAGCUAUUCCCAGGUCCUCUGGGAUGGCCAGCCCAGGCUAGAUGUUACCCACAAGGAGCUCAGAGCCCAAGAGGGCCAGUUAAACAAAGAUAAGGUCCCUGUGUCUUUUCUACCACUUGGGGGAUCAAACUACUCCCUGCCCAUGGACCCAUGCUCCUAGGGAGCUCCCAGAAACUGUUCAGGGGCCAGGAGGGGAGAGGUCUGGUAGGGAGAAGUGGUGUUGGAAGCUGAGCCUGCAGCCUUAUGCUAAUGCUUACCUGGGACCCUGGAACCCCAUCGUCAGGAUAGCUAGUUGGGGUGAACUUAGUGAGGGGCCACUGGGUUAUGCUCUCCUUUAAGAGUAGGGAAGGAUUGAGGGGUUUGGGGAAACCAAGAGAACAAUUUGUCCAUACCACCGGAUGAAGACUGCUGGCCAAUGGGAAUGUGACUGGUGGAGAUCUCCCAACUUCCAGCACCAGGCUGGCCUCUCCAGGGUCCCCUUUGGUCCUCUCGGGAGAUCACCCAGCUCAGGGACUGAUAACCAGGGAGCUAGACUGAAAUGGGAGAGGUCUGGUAGGGGGCAUCCCCCUCUUUUUCCCUGGCCACUUGCCACCCAGUUCCUUAACAUGGCGAAUCGGCCAGCCACACCUCUGCGGCUGUCCUUGAACAGGUUCAUCCCAACCCAGACAAAAAGCACAAACAUCCUAGCACCUCAGGCCAUGCCCACUGGGGGAGGCAGGGGGACCCUGGGUGGGAUGGGGGGCUGGGUCCAUGCAGCCCUGAUCCAGUGUUCGGGGAAGAUGCUCAGAAAUCCAUCCUGUACCUCGGAGCCUUGGGAUCUCACAGACCUUUCCCAGCCCAGCUCGCCAACAUUCUAAAGCACAAACCUGUGGACUCUGCUGGCCUGGGCUGCACCCCGGGGAUCGGUGUCUGUGUUAGCCCUAAGCUGGAGCUAGCCCUGAGGGCUGGGGACUUGUGACCAGGCAGCAGGUCAACAGACCCUCAGGAAGAGAGAGAGCUGUUCCUGCCUCCCCAGAAGGGACAGUGACCCAGGCAGCAUCUUCCUGGAGGAACAAUCCCAUGAAAGUACAUUCCAUCACCUGCAGCCCGGUCUCUGCUCAGGCUCGCUCUGAGAGUCCAUGCGUGUUCCCCAGAAGGCCAGCCCCAGGUUAAGGGAGGUCCUUAGAGGAAGAACGGGGUGACAGUGCCCCUAUACACAGGUGGACCCCCCUCUCAGGGCUGCACUGACCCCAUCUCCAUCCUGACUGGGGCCUCCCUUGACCCUGUCAACAGACCAUCAGCUCUCCCUGGCUCAGGGACCUCCCCUACCCCAGCCUGGCUCUUCCCAAUGAGGUUCCUGUCCUGUGAGAAGCCAAGGCCACGGGAAAAGGCUAUCACUCGAAACCUACUGCGCCCCUUAGCCUCUGGCUGCACGCCCAACCUGGAGGGGUCUGUCCCCUUGGCAGGGACCCAGACGGGCCGCAUGUCUGCAUGGCAGAAGCGUCUCCCUUGGGUGCAGCCUGGAAGGGUGGUUCCUGUCUCGGCGCCCACCAAUAUUCAGUCCUAUAUAUUUUAAUAAAAGAAACUUGACAAAGGA
Messenger RNA from Rattus rattus (black rat), 2710 nucleotides. RefSeq names its product potassium voltage-gated channel interacting protein 3 (gene Kcnip3). Bases 42 to 896 code for a protein of 284 amino acids. The transcript is spliced from 9 exons. The record is from RefSeq and is a predicted model, not a curated record. Gene Ontology annotation, molecular function: potassium channel regulator activity; calcium ion binding; DNA-binding transcription repressor activity, RNA polymerase II-specific. Gene Ontology annotation, biological process: regulation of potassium ion transmembrane transport; negative regulation of transcription by RNA polymerase II. Lineage: Eukaryota; Metazoa; Chordata; Mammalia; Rodentia; Muridae. Gene Ontology annotation, cellular component: voltage-gated potassium channel complex; nucleus.